AUGAUGCGUGGGCCGUACCAUAACUUUCUUAUGUGUUUAUUUAUCAUUAUGUGGUGUGGUUUCUUCAUUAAUGUCUUGUGGUUACUUCAUUAUGUCUCGUGGUUUCUUCAUUGUGUCUUGUGGUUACUUCAUUAUGUCUUGAGGUUACUUCAUUAUGUCUCGUGGUUACUUCAUUAUGUCUUGUAGUUACUUCAUUAUGUCUUCUGGUUACUUCAUUAUGUCUGUAGUUACUUCAUUAUGUCUCGUGGUUACUUCAUUAUGUCUUGUAGUUACUUCAUUAUGUCUUGUGGUUACUUCAUUAUGUCUUGUAGUUACUUCAUUAUGUCUCGUGGUUACUACAUUAUGUCUUGUAGUUACUUCAUUAUGUCUCGUCGUUACUUCAUUAUGUCUUGUAGUUACUUCAUUAUGUCUUGUGGUUACUUCAUUAUGUCUUGUGGUUACUUCAUUAUGCCUUGUGGUUACUUCAUUAUG
Molecule: messenger RNA, 471 nt
Organism: Porites evermanni
Lineage: Eukaryota; Metazoa; Cnidaria; Anthozoa; Scleractinia; Poritidae
Source: the annotation of a GenBank genome assembly